AUGGAGGAUAAGAAAACAGCAGGACGUCAAAAAAUUCCAAUAGAAAAAAUACAAGAUGAAACUAAGCGGAAAGUCACAUUUUCCAAACGAUUGCCGUCCUUAUAUAAAAAUGCAAGUAAGAUUGUAAGGGCUUGUAACGUCGAUAUUGGAAUAAUUUCGUCUUGCCCAAGUGGUAGGAACCAAUAUUCAUACGUUCACCCAACUACUGCUGUAGUCAUUGAUCAUUUUGUGAACCCCACAAUGGAAUUAGAUCUGGGUACGAGACUUGUCGCCGAAAAUGCAAGGAACAUUGCAAUUGAAAACAACAUCAGAUUGAAUGAACUAGAGGCAAGGGAAGCAGCUGAAAAGGAAAAAGUACGUUCUUUAGAACAAAUGAACAAUGCUAGAGGAAAAUGUUGGUGGGAGUCCAUUGACCAAAUUGAUGCAGAGAAUCUGACAACAUUUGAAACUACAUUAAAUUUUGCCGAGGGUAUCUUAAAAGACCAAUUGAAGAAGCUAGAAAUUGGAACUUCGUCUUCCUCAGAGGCCCCCCCAGAAAAUGAAGAUAACUAA
Solanum pennellii is the source of this 552-nucleotide messenger RNA. Its product is annotated as agamous-like MADS-box protein AGL29. Gene Ontology annotation, molecular function: protein dimerization activity; RNA polymerase II cis-regulatory region sequence-specific DNA binding; DNA-binding transcription factor activity, RNA polymerase II-specific. NCBI's taxonomy places the organism in Eukaryota, Viridiplantae, Streptophyta, Magnoliopsida, Solanales, Solanaceae. The record is from RefSeq and is a predicted model, not a curated record. Gene Ontology annotation, biological process: regulation of transcription by RNA polymerase II. Bases 1 to 552 code for a protein of 183 amino acids. The transcript has a single exon.